GAUUGUGGAGAGUCUGCCUCAGAAGGACCAGUUUUAGAGGCCACAGGGAGGACUCUCCUGCGUCCCCAGGUGCUGAACACCUCUGCCUCCGUGGAGCUCCUGCCGCUUCUGGUGGUGAGCGGCUACCAUGCCUAUUCCCUACAGGUCGCUUGCCCACUGGUAUCAUCUCAGCCAGAGUUGGAGGUCUUAGUUCAUAUUCCCAAGCAGAGGCUGGGUCUGGUGAAAAGAGGGUCUCGCAUAGAGGAAACUCUGAGCCUAAAAUUCCUCCGAGUGCACCAGUCCGACACCUUCACAGUGACAGAGAGCAGGGAUUUUGUGGUGGUCAGCAUCCCAGCAGCUGCACUGCUCCAGGUCCAGCCAUGCCAGGAGCCCCGAGGAGCCCAGGGAUGCAAACUUUUUAUAAGUAGACCUGACCUGGGAUUUGCUGAGACCUCCCCAGUGCUCUGGACGGUGGAGAACUUCUUCCAGUGUGUGGGUUCAGGAACUGAGUCACCUGCUUCAACAGCCACACUGAGGACCACUCCAUCCUUCCCAUCCCCAGGACCAGGGACAGGAAUGCCAGCUGCUGCCUCGUCUCACUUCCACAAUGCACAGCUGGCUGCCUGGGAAGGGCCCUCUUGGGGCUUUGUGAACAAGCCCUCGGAGAGGCCACUUAAGGAACGUGGACCAUCCCUGCAAACAACCAGACCUACAGGAGGAAGCUGGGCAUCCACUGCCUCCCUUUUCCCCAGAGCAACGCAAGAUUGGCAUGGUGGUCCCCAGACUUCCCUGGGGAAAAUGGCAUUACCGCCACCUUCCCUGACUUCAGCCACACUCUCCUCAGAGCCCACGGGAGCUGCCCAGGCUGGCCCCAGGCCCUCACAUCCAGUGUUCCCGGAUCCCACUGUCCUGACUACGCCUUUGUCCUCAGAAGUCUCCUCUCCUCCAAGGCUUCCCUGGAGAUUUGACUGUUCCAAAGUGUUCCUGAGCACAGGGCCAUCUGUCAUUCUUACUAAAGGCCCAGGAACUAUGAGGUCUGAGCAGGAUCCUGCCAAGUUACCAGAAAGUCCCCUUUUGCUAGGGGAUGUGCCCACAAUUGAGCCCAUUCAGGGGGAGCCUGACCAGGCCAGUGAGGAGUUCCAGCCAUCAGUGAGGCCCUCCGUGACCAGCCUGACUGAAGAGGCAUUGUUUUCCCACCGUCCCUUGGGAAUACCCGAGGUAUCGCUUAUAACUGAGCCUGUAGGACCACCCCAAAGUGACCAUGGCCUCCCCGAGGAGGGGACCAGAGGGCACCUGGACCUUUCAACCCCAGAACCAAGUCAGGUCAUGGAGGGGCUGGGCUUCACCAUCUUGCUGGGGUCAGAUGCCAUAUUCACCACCCCAAGAGGUAGGCAACCAGAUGCCAGUGCCAAUCUGAUGACCUCAGGACCAGAGUCCCUUGGAGACAGUGUGGGCCCCGUAGGCCUCCUGACAGCUUUCCCAGAGAGCCCUGUGCUUCCUACCUCCAAGAAGCCUGCAGUUUCAUCUACAGGAGGGUCAAAUAGAGUCCCAGACACAGAAUCAGCCCCCAAGUGGCCCAUGGGCUUGCCUGAGCUGGGGGCUGCACACACAUCCAGCCCUCUAUCUUCACCCACUCUGAGCCUUCGGGCUCCUGCAGAAAUCACGUUGUCCAGCCCAGCUGAGCCUGGAAGCCCUUUUCUUGCUGGUCAGGGGGCCUCAUCCCAGCAGGAGCCAACAGAGACCAUGUUGGCUACCAGCCUGGAGAGUACUAGACCUCUCGAGCUUUGGUAAAUUGUGGAGGGGCCUCUGAGAGGCUCCCGUGCUGGGCCUCAGUGGAGACUGUGAGAGUGAGCCCUGGGAGUGCACUGUGUGUGUGUGUGUGGGGGGGACACGCCAAGGAAUGAGGGGACAGUGUCUGGGUUGCUUGGACCUCCCAGCAGGAAGGGGAGCUGUGCGCAGGACGACAGGCCUUGUCGUAUUGGAGCUGGCCCAGCCACAUUUCUGUGCUUCCUCUCGUUGUCAAAGGGGGUGAGGCACUGAGGUAGGGCACAGGUUCUGUGGGCAGGCUUACCAGGGUCUGGUGUUCCUGUCCUGGUAAUGUGACCUUGGCAAACAUCCCUGAGCCUCAGUUUCCUGAUUAGUCAAAUAGAAAAGACACUAGUUCCUCCCCAACAGGGCUGUUGAGGGGUGAGUGAGGAACCGAUUUAAAGCCGUUAGUGCGGAGCCCUCUGCUAGUGCAGUGGGGGCCACUCUGUGGUUAUUGUGGGCAGACAAAUCAGAGCAGCCAAACUGUGCACCUCCCCUCCUCAGAAAUUGGAGGAGGGAAGGGUGUCAUGACCCCUCCCUGGAGCCUCAAGGGGCCAAGACCCCAGGUCCCUAAAGGACCCCAGGGUAGGAGAGCAGGAGGGGAGAGAAGAGGGGAGGAGGAUGCCACUGUUUUGCUUUGUACUCACCACUCCCUCUGGUUUCCAUGGCAGCAGCUGGUACCCUGCUGCUGGCUUGGGCAACCCCAGUGACCUCCGGUGACCCAGUGCUCCCAGGUUCCCUGGUCCAGAAGCCCAGCUGUGGCUAGGUGUAGUGGCCUGGGCUGGAACCACACUCAGUGCUUCCCUGGAAGGGUGGCACCCCACCCCCUCCAGACCGACCCAUGGCUGGAAGUGGGAUUUGAAACACAGCCAAGAGGAGGCUGUCAGCAACGCCCGCCAGCCCGGAACGCAACUAAAUAAAUAAAUAAAUAAUCAGGGUUGU
Molecule: messenger RNA, 2727 nt
Organism: Castor canadensis (American beaver)
Lineage: Eukaryota; Metazoa; Chordata; Mammalia; Rodentia; Castoridae
Source: RefSeq, a predicted model, not a curated record